GGUCUCUCCCCCAUCUAUAUAUACUGCACCUGAUCGACUCGACCUUUCAACAAUCAAUCAAGCCCCCAAUCCAGAUCAAGAAAACAACUCCGCAAUCCUCCGCCAAGAUGCAGAUCUUCGUGAAAACUCUGACCGGCAAGACCAUCACCCUCGAGGUUGAGUCGUCUGACACCAUCGACAAUGUCAAGGCGAAGAUCCAAGACAAGGAGGGCAUCCCGCCGGACCAGCAGCGCCUUAUCUUCGCUGGCAAGCAGCUCGAGGAUGGCCGCACCCUUGCAGAUUACAACAUCCAGAAGGAGUCCACACUCCACCUGGUGCUCCGCCUUCGUGGUGGAGGCAUGCAGAUCUUUGUGAAGACCCUCACCGGCAAGACCAUAACCCUUGAGGUUGAGUCCUCUGACACCAUCAACAAUGUUAAGGCGAAGAUCCAGGACAAGGAGGGCAUCCCGCCGGACCAGCAGCGCCUGAUCUUCGCUGGCAAGCAGCUCGAGGAUGGCCGCACCCUUGCGGAUUACAACAUCCAGAAGGAGUCCACCUUGCACCUGGUGCUCCGCCUCCGUGGUGGAAACUGACUUCUUCCCAAGAUCAGUUCAUUUGAGUUUGCUGCGCUUGAUAGCUGUCCGUUGAAGUCGUCGUCUACUUUGGUUAUGUCCUAGUCGUGUCAUCUGUUGCUACUGUCACUGCCUUAGUCCAGAGCUCUUACAGUUUGUGCGAACAUCUGCUGCUCCCGUAUAUCAGUACGGUCUAUGCUGUUUUCAAGUGAAACUGAAUCUUCUUAUUAUGUUAUUAUUGUGGUUAGUUAAAAUCUUGUUUGAUUGCG
Molecule: messenger RNA, 820 nt
Organism: Lolium perenne
Lineage: Eukaryota; Viridiplantae; Streptophyta; Magnoliopsida; Poales; Poaceae
Product: ubiquitin
Molecular function (GO): protein binding
Source: RefSeq, a predicted model, not a curated record